This is a messenger RNA of Ascochyta rabiei, 1203 nucleotides long. RefSeq lists its product as uncharacterized. The record is from RefSeq and is a predicted model, not a curated record. Gene Ontology annotation, molecular function: phosphatidylinositol binding; ubiquitin binding. The coding region runs from base 1 to 1203 and encodes 400 amino acids. Gene Ontology annotation, biological process: actin filament organization; actin cortical patch localization; endocytosis. The transcript has 5 exons. Gene Ontology annotation, cellular component: actin cortical patch. NCBI's taxonomy places the organism in Eukaryota, Fungi, Ascomycota, Dothideomycetes, Pleosporales, Didymellaceae.
AUGCCGGCGAAACCUUUCUCGGCUGUCACGGUCCAGGUAGAUCGGUUGACAAGUGAACAAUACGAAGAGAAUGGCAUCGGUGGCGUCGUCGACCUCAUCGAAGUCAUCCGUAUCCAGUCAACCGGUCCUACAGAGGCAGCUCGAGCUUUACGGAAGAAGCUAAAGUAUGGAGAUGCGCAUCGUCAGAUUCGUGCGUUGGUCAUACUCGACGCUUUGAUUCAAAACGCAGGUUCCAGGUUCCAGAAAGCUUUCGCCGACGAGCCCCUUUUGGAACGUUUACGCAUCUUAGCGCGUGACGAGGCGGUCGAUGUUGACGUUCGCAAGCGAGUGAACGUUCUCUUCCGGCAGUGGGCAGUCGCAUACAAAGGAACACCUGGUCUAGAGCGCAUUGCAGCCCUGCACAAGGAACUUCCUCGCAAAAGCCGACCUCAGCCGCAGCAAUCACGAAUUAUCCGCGAGCAAGAUGCAGAAGCAGCUCGCGAACGUGAAGAACACUCGCCGCAACCUGCCCCUCAGCCUCGGAGACCUGAUCCUCCACACACAUCUUCGUCAUCAAGUAGACCCGUGGCACUAGGUUCCACCACAUCCUCCGGCGGCUCUUCGUUGUUCAGUAGAAGCAAGAAGGAUAAGAAGACUCCGAAAGGGCAGAAGUUCAAUCUCGAGAGAGAAAAGGGUCAGAUGCUCGAAACAAUGGCAUCGGCCAAUGUCGCUAGCGCAAAUCUGUUGAACGGAUUGCAGCUCAUCAACCGAGAACAGCAGCGAGUCAGCGAAAAUCCAGAGGUCAUGAGGCGUUUCGAGACCUGCAAGCAGCUCCGCCGCCAGAUUUUGCGCUACAUCCAUCUUGUUGAGUCUGAGCAGUACAUCGGUGGUCUGCUGAAUGCGAACGAUGAGCUUGUGAAAGGGCUCAUGGCUUUUGAAAUCAUGGACAAGAGCAUAGACGAUGAUGACAGUGACAGUGAGGAAGAGUCCGACAUUACUCAGGCUAAACUGGCCAGCUUGGAGAUGCAGGAAGAGGCUCCUCCUGCGAAGCCACCCAGGCCAAUGAGCAUCCCUAUGCCUCCUGCUGCUCCUGCUCCUCCAGCAAGCAAGCGACGAGCUGAACCGGAUAGUGAACCAGAAGAUGAUGACGAUCCGUUUGGGGAUAGCAACGCUGUUACAACGCCAUGGGCUGAAAAAAAGGAGCCGAACUGGCGAGAUGUAUGA